Moesziomyces aphidis is the source of this 1848-nucleotide messenger RNA. Lineage: Eukaryota; Fungi; Basidiomycota; Ustilaginomycetes; Ustilaginales; Ustilaginaceae. The record is from the annotation of a GenBank genome assembly.
AUGUGGAGCGCAUGGCCGUGGACCAAAAGGGGCGGAUCGGGCUAUCCACAACGCGAGUGCUUCUUCUGCCGCACCACGAGCACCAUCCUGCCUCCUUACACGCCGGACUCGCCUUUGGACGGGAGCCAUGCUGGCCACACCGAUGGUCAGACUUCUCAGCUGGCCACAACGUCAACAGCCACCAUCUCGACGGGAACGCCCUCCAACUGGUACUGCUCCAGCUGCCACUGCCAGAACGUAGCCACGCAGGAUGGAGAGCCGGUGCAGCAAUAUACGCGCCCAAUGUGGGACGAAGCGUGGAAUCGCGACCGCAAUCAGCUCCUACGACACACGCGACCGAGAGCGCUCACGACUCCGAAGCGCACUGUGGCAUCAACAGCACGCUCGAUACAGCCUAGCAGCACGCCACAAGAUGGUGACCGGUUCGUGUUCUGCCAUACGUGCCAGACCAACCAGGUUCUCACGCUCAACAUGCUUGCCGACUACCUGCCCAGCGAGGAUGAUCCCGGGUACGAGGCGAAACUCGCGCAGCUGCCAGAGUACGAGGCAUCGAUCGCAACCAGAUACCCGCCCGUGUGCGCGCAGUGUGCGCCCCGGGUGCAGCAGCGCAUCUCGGAGCGCGACGGAUAUGCGCGCAGCUGGAGCCUGGGCAAGUGGCUCGAGCUCAAGAAGAAGGCGAGCAAUGCGGACGUUGCAGCUGCGUCUCAGCUAGGAUCUCCCGCUAAGAGCAAUACUCCGUUGCGAGCUGCCGCACUCUCGAAGGGCGGCCCGACGCCUGUAGAGCAACAACAUGGCGAUCCACCGUUGCGUGCAGCGAGCCUUUGGAGCGCGACAAGGACAUCGACAUUCGCAUGGAUACUCUUUGCGUUCAUCACUGGCAGUACAUGGGGCGUCUAUCUGCUCGCUGCUUUGCAUCCGGGUGCGGUGCUGCGCGGGAUGGAUGAAAUGUGCGAGGCGGGACCGAGGGGAGCGCUGGUUGUGGCGUCGGUGGGGUUGCUGCUGCUACACUGCGUACGAGUGCAACCGCUGCAGCGAUCGAUUGGAUCGGCACACGCGCGCAACAUCCGCGUCCAAGUGCACGGCCUUGGCACAUGGCGCGCCACGCAGCGGAUCAUGCUCACGCUUCGCACGACAGUGCUCGUUCUGGCGAUGUGGCGAUUUGGGCAUCCGCAUUCACUCAUCUCAGCGCUGCGGCGAGUGACUGCGACGGACCGAGACGGAGUGGUGUUGUUGCGGCAAGCGGCGGCUGCGCUGCUGACGAGCGAGAUGGGACUUACUGCGUACGCUGCGUGCCAGCUCACAGUGCGGCUGCCGAAACCACUGCAGCUCGUGUCGCAGCCCAUCGUGGCGACCGACCAUCAGGGCCACUCGGUGACGGAUCCGCUCCUCACGAGUCUCAGUCUGGACGAUCAGCCCAAGCCCAACUGCUUCGCUGCUGCUUCAACAAGUGGUUCGUUUCAAGACGCGUUGGGCGACGACGGCGUCGUGGCGGUGCCGCGUGUGCUGCGCGAUGCGGAUGGCGACGCGGUGAUGGAAGAGGUGGCAACGUACAGUGCACGACGUCGGAUGUCGAGCUCAUCCGACGAAGACAUGGACGACGUGGCGCGUAGGCCGGGUGCGAGCUGGACCAACGUCGCCGCCAAACCACCACGACCAGCUGCGGGCGCAAGCAGCGCUUACGGCCACUUCCAACUCGGGCCGCAGCGCUUCUGGGAGCCGCAGAAUCCGACGGGCCUCGAAGAUGUGUUUGGCCGAGCCGUUUCGCUCGACGACGCGCCCGAGCGCACCCGUCAAGACGAGGCUCGCAAUGCGUCGGCCAGGUGGAGCCAGUGGUUCGGCUUUGCCUGA